AUGGCGACAUGGGCGACGACGGUGUCCCCGCCGGCUCCUUCGACACCCUCCGUGGCUGGUGGAAGAACGACGGCGGCCGUCUCCGCGGUGGCGGCGCUGCUCGACUCCGCCGGCGGCGACCUCCUUCCGUCCUUCCGCGAGCGGGCCGUCGCCGUGCUGGCCGCCUUCGCGUCCUCGGGCGCCGCGUGCCGGUUCCUGGCGGAGGAGGCCGGCGCCGUGGUGCCCCACCUCUGCCGCGCGCUGGAGUCCGGCGGCACGGGCGUGGAGCACGCGUGCGCGGCGCUGCUCCCGCUGACGGCGGCCUCGCGCGACGCGUCGGCCGCCGGGGCCGCGCGCGGUGGGGUGGCCGCCGCGGCCACGCGCGGUCGGCUGCCACCGCGCGCGCGCCGCGAGGACCGUGGCCGGGCAGCAGCGAAGGUGCCGUUGUUGACGCGGGCCACGGCGCCGUCGUGGUGCGCGAACUCGGCGCGGAUCUCGGCCUCCGUGAUCGGCGAGCGGGGGCGCUGCACCCCGGCACAGGAGACGACGUCGCCGCCGCCUACAGAAGGCCCCCGACCAGCACCGCCUCCCGCAGGCCAGAAGGCCCCGCGACCGCCGCCGCGGUGCGUGGCAUGCGGGUGCUGGGCGAGCGCUGGCGUGCAGGGGAGGAGGAGCACGGCGCAGCGCGCCCUGUCGGCGAGCUCUGCUGCGGGGAAAAAGAAACAGGGGAGAGGAGUCAUAAGCUUUGCGUAA
Messenger RNA from Panicum virgatum (switchgrass), 732 nucleotides. RefSeq names its product skin secretory protein xP2-like. The record is from RefSeq and is a predicted model, not a curated record. The coding region runs from base 1 to 732 and encodes 243 amino acids. The transcript is spliced from 2 exons. NCBI's taxonomy places the organism in Eukaryota, Viridiplantae, Streptophyta, Magnoliopsida, Poales, Poaceae.